Oncorhynchus gorbuscha (pink salmon) is the source of this 1739-nucleotide messenger RNA. Its product is annotated as butyrophilin subfamily 1 member A1-like. NCBI's taxonomy places the organism in Eukaryota, Metazoa, Chordata, Actinopteri, Salmoniformes, Salmonidae. The record is from RefSeq and is a predicted model, not a curated record. The coding region runs from base 172 to 1266 and encodes 364 amino acids. The transcript has 11 exons.
GUGGAUAAACUGUUCUAUCUUCAUUCUCUCCUACAGAGCAGAACACAAAAUACGGUGUGAUAUGCUAGCUGGUCAUGAAUCUAUAGGAAUAUCAGUGCAUUCCAAAGCCACAGAGGUUUGACGUCGCAACACCUGGAAAUGUAUGUUACAACGACUUGAAAUUGAAGAAGAAUGAUGCGUUCAGGUUUGUCUUUGAGGGUGAUGAUAAUGGCAGCUCUCACCGUUCCCAUCAUAGUCCAAAGUCCUGAAAUCUUCACCUUGUCGGUCCCACACGGUCCAAUCAUGACCUGGUUGAACUCCUCCGUUUCUUUAUCUUGUGAACUUUCACCUCUCUUCAAUGCGGAGCCAUUGGAGGUGCGCUGGUACAGGGCCAAAGACUUUGACUCAACUGCCUUGUUGUACAAAGAUCACAAGAUCCACGAGGCCCCUGUGGACCCCCGGUACAAGGGCAGGGUGUCUCUAACUGGGGGGCUGGAGAGAGGGAAUGUGUCCCUGACACUGGAGAGGGUCACACUGGCAGACAGGGGGGAGUAUGUGUGCUAUGUUAGCAGUGAACAGUGGUAUGAAAAAGCCAUUGUACUCCUCACAGUGUAUGUAACAGGUAGUGAACCAGUUCUCUCUGUAGCUGAAGCAAGAGGAGGCGGAGGUCAGGUGAAUGUCACCUGUUCAUCAGAGGGCUGGUCACCACAACCUAAACUCACCUGGCGAAACAAAGAGGGGACAGAGAUCAGAUAUGAACAAGUACUCAACACCACUGAUCUUCAGGGCUUGGUGAGUGUCAGUAGCUGGCUGCUGUAUUCUCCAUCAGACUCAGAUUGGCUCUCCUGUACAGUCUCUCUGUCUGGGGAGAGGAGAGAGAGCAGAGUCAUGCCAAGAGCUCCAAUGGAAGGACAUUGGAGCCUUGGUGGCUUCAUGACAUUACUGUUCAUCAAUCUACUAGUAAUCUUCACUCUAAUUGGACUCUUCGUCUGGAACAAAAAAACAGGGUUCAUCGGGUUGUCAACGUCAGAGAAAAAUGACAAUGCAGAGGAAGAGGCAAAUCUUCUUGAAGGUGUAAAGAAAACUGAUAUGGAAAAAGCAACACAGACAGAAUCUUUCCUGAAAGAAAGUGCUACGCAAACUGCACUGCGAGAAUCAUUCCCAAAAGUGGACGUCACUUUGGACCCGCUGACGGCUCACUCUUCGCAAUUUGUGUCUUGCAGUAAAAAGAUGGUUCAUUGUAAAAAUGAAAGAGAUCAAGCUUCCACAACUCACUUUUGUCUUUAGUGAGAACAAAUUCAGCUCAGGGCAGAUAUACUUGGGAAGUGGUGGUGGAUUCAAAGUGUAAACAGCCAUGGUAUGUUGGGGUAACCAACACAGACGCAGCCCAGAUUAACAAGGCUAUUGUCCCCUUAAACCCUGGGAAUGGGUUCUGGGUUCUUCGCUAUAAAAAGGGAAACGGUUAUUGUGCCUCGACAGACCCUCCAACACAAUUCUCUGGAAAUGAAUACCUGGAAACACUUGGAGUGUUCUUAGAUUGUGACAGACAGAGUCUUUCCUUUUAUGAUGCUGAUUCAGGAGUACAUCUGUACAGUUUUGCUGACGUGUCAUCUUGCUCUAACACAUUCUUUGCUGUAUUUAGCCCUGGAUUCGACCAAAGUUCCCUUCACAAUUAAAUGAUUGUAGAUGACAAAGGUGCAAACUUCCCACAAUAAUAAUCAUGUUAGACAUGACUGAAUAAAAAAAAAUUGUCCGUUUAA